Molecule: messenger RNA, 1903 nt
Organism: Stomoxys calcitrans (stable fly)
Lineage: Eukaryota; Metazoa; Arthropoda; Insecta; Diptera; Muscidae
Product: protein maelstrom 1
Exons: 2
Coding region: 200-1723 (507 amino acids)
Biological process (GO): male meiotic nuclear division; regulation of miRNA-mediated gene silencing; spermatogenesis
Cellular component (GO): P granule; nucleus
Molecular function (GO): sequence-specific DNA binding
Source: RefSeq, a predicted model, not a curated record
GAUUGGUCCGAAAAUAAAACGCGGCUGUUAUUGAAUUAUCGAUAAUUAGUUAUCGGAAAAACUAUAGCUUUGAAUACAAUAUAUUGCUUUGAAUUAACAGUUAUUUCUGAUAACGCCGUAAAUAUCCCGACAAAUUUUGCAAUUUUCUUACAAGCUGGUCUUUGGUCAAAAUAAAUGAAUUAAUUUUUGAUCUGCUAUUAUGCUUUCGAAGACUAAACAACAAAAGCCUAAUGGUUUCAUGGUAUUCACGCUCGACUGGAGAAAUAAGUAUGGGAAAAGUAUGAGUAUACCCGAAGCCACUGCAGAAGCAGGUAGAAUUUGGAAAACCAUGGAUGCUGAGCAGCGAGCUCCCUAUAUCAAACAGGCAAAAGGUGGAGAUAUGGUUGUUGGUAACAAUGUUCGGGAAAAAUUAACGUGCACAGGUGCACCACUAUCCCUGGUAGAGAAAGAACGCUACGAUCAGGAAACAAAGGAGCUUCAGGCAAAGCGUGAUAUAGAAAACAUAAUAAGAAAGAGUGUGCAAAAGGGCCAGUUCGAGUGGCAAUCGCAUUUCUUCAUUAUGGCCAACUAUUUUACGAAAACUAUGAGAGAUGGUGUUUAUGUUCCCGCUGAAAUUGCAGUGUGCCGAUUUUCUUUGAGGGAUGGCGUACAAGAAGUGUAUCAAACCCUCAUUAAUCCAGGGUUUAAUAUUUAUGGUCAUCGAUACGAGGCACAACAUCAUUCAGACACUACUCACGGCCUUCCGUUACCGCCUAAUGCUAUGGGCGAUACAAACUUGGGGAAAAUUUAUAACGACAUUUUAGAUUUUAUACGUUUUCCGGAUAGUGAUAAAUAUUCACCAGUGUAUACACACAGGGAUUGUAUACAUAUUGUGGAAUCUAUACUGGAUUUUUUAAAAACUGACUCAGAGGCAAAUAAUAUCGAUGUCAAGGUUUAUUCCAUACAACACUUACUUUUUACUAUGAAGAAGGUGACAUGUGAAGCGGGAGAAAUUGAAAAGCCCACAAGUUUUUAUAUAACCGACGCAUACUUUGAUCGCGAUUUCUUUGAAUUUCAUUCGGGUAUUGGUUGCCAAUUUCACGAGGACAAGGACAAAUGUAAAUACUGCACUCAGUCAUACGUAACCCGUUGGGGUUUCAUGUUUGCAGAUUAUAUGUGCCACGACAUCGCCAUAGCUCUUGUACCAGGUCGUCAUUGUCCUGAAAAUACGAAUGUAAAUGCCAUUGUGACUCCAGCACCUAGUGAAUACACGGACCGUGAAUCUUUUGUAUCCUUUGGAACAACAUCAACAAAUCUAACAAAACCUAUUGCCGGAUCAAAGAUUUAUUAUGAUGACCAAAAAAACAUAUUGCCGGAUGCAAGCAAAACGUAUAACAUUAAUUUUCCCGCAUUGGGUGAAGACAGUGCUGUUUGUAACGCCAGAAAAAAUGCCUUAGCCCUACACUGUUCCAUCAAAUCUAAAAAUGCCACGUAUAGUUUCGAUGCAGAUGAGUUGGUAGACUGUGGCAGUUUUAAUCCUUGGUCGAUGCGAUCACGCAAUGUUCCGAAAGAACCCUUGAAUUCCCAUUUCGACACCAAUUAUACUCAAGAAAAAUUUGAUUCGGAUGCUGAUGAAUCCUGUUCAGUCAUUAGUUUCGGCCGUGGUCGUAUAUCUUUCUUAGAUUCCUCUUUUAGUACAAUAGGCGCUAGUAGUUAUGGCCGUGGACGCUAUAUGCGUCCUUAAACAAACGGUGAAAGUCGAGGAGAUUUUCGAAUUGAUGAUGACACACAAAUCCACAACUUUUAUCUUAGUAAUUAGAUACCUGAAAUGGAAUGGAAGUUUCAUAUGUUAAAUAGUUUCUAAGUUUUCUUUUUGAUAUCGUUUGAAUGCGCUUGUUUUUUUUUUCUUUUCCCCAAUCAAUAC